AUGUCUCCCUCAGGUACCGAUGCCUCAGUUGAGACCAGGUCAGCACCGCAAUAUACCGAGCUUCCGGAAAGGGCCCAAAAAGCAGUCGACAACUUUAUACCCCCGGAGGCUUUAGUCGAGGAACGUGCCCGCCACUUUGACUCCGUCAAGCCCCGCCCUUCAGACCAAGACGAUGACACGGAAACUCUGGAUGGCGUGGUGUUUACGCACCACUUCGUGGAUGCACCGGGAGAUCACGAGUUUGUAAGAUUUCACUACGUGGGAGCUGGGACUGGAGAAGCAAUUGUCUUUCUUCACGGCAUACCAGAUUCUUGGUAUCAAUGGCACCACCAAAUGGCAAUGCUCUCCAAGAACUAUCGAUGUAUCGCCCCCGAUCUCAAGGGCUACGGGCAGUCAGAAAAGAAGCCGGGGGAUUAUCGUCAUGAAGGGGCUGCAGACAACCUCUAUGCCAUGCUCGAAAAGAUAGGCGUGGCCGCCACGAAAUUCAACGUCGUCACCCACGAUCGAGGUACCGUACAGGCCGACUACAUUGUAGCAAAGUACCCAGAAGCCGUGCUGCGCUAUGGUCGUGGCGAGCAACACCUAUACCACUUCAACCCUGUUCUGGCUCCACAAGGUGACAUCUUCAAAGACGCACCAUAUACUGGGAUAAUGGAAGACCCCAAGCGAUUCGUGGUGUGGGUUUACACGUGGAUAGCGAAGCGACCUAUCCCAGACGACGAGUUCACUCGUAUCAUCCAGGAGUUUUCUUACCUUGGUAUAACUCGCGCCGUCCCACGAUACUUCAACUCAUCGACGUUUCGGGCUGAAUGGCUCGAUCGCCGCAAUCGGCUGCUCAGGACCUGGAAGUGUCCAGUCAUGAUUAUGCAGGGCUACGAAAGCAGAACCCAACCCCGCGAGUUCUACGAAGCCGCGAGAGAGUACAUUCCCAAUGCGAAGGAAGUGCGAGUGAAGUACAUGCCCGGAGGCCAUUUCUGGACAAUGGAGAGUCCGGAGGAAACAACUGAAGCAAUCCAAGAGCUGCUUGCCUUACCCACCUAG
Molecule: messenger RNA, 1041 nt
Organism: Exophiala viscosa
Lineage: Eukaryota; Fungi; Ascomycota; Eurotiomycetes; Chaetothyriales; Herpotrichiellaceae
Product: alpha/beta hydrolase
Exons: 1
Coding region: 1-1041 (346 amino acids)
Molecular function (GO): hydrolase activity
Source: RefSeq, a predicted model, not a curated record